UUGUCCAUGCUUUUGUGUUAAUCCACAUUGACUAAAAUAAGAGCAUAGAGUUUUUGACUGCAUCAAAUUAUAGGCUUUUAAUGCUAAUUGUUUCAUUUCUUUUUAUCUGUAUCAUGAGACAUUGAACGACAAACAGCUUUCAUUUCUAUAAAGAAACUGUUCAACAUGGUGAAAGUUCUGAUCUGUUAUUCUAACGUGUUCAUGUAGAAUCCGGUAUACAAUGGAAUAUCCCGAAUUGCCGUAGAAGUGUUUUUCUCUGAUUGUUGUAUUUUUUCUUUACCAUUAUUUCGCGAAUAAAAAAAACAAAAAAACUGAAUGCGCUUAUUUUAGUCAAUGUGGAUUAACACAAAAGCAUGGACAAACGUUGUGAAACAGGGACAUAAAAAGAGUAUGAAGUACGAAUUUCAAAUAUUGUAAAAACAUAUUGAAAAUUUGCUGUAAUUGAAAUAAAAAUAUAAUUGAAAAGUGAUGAAUUUGUUUUGCAAAAUAUUGUAUAUUUAUUUUAUUGAAUCCACCAAAUGCUACUGUUUUUGUAGAUAUCUCAGUGAAGGUAACAAGCGUAAAAAACCCAGCGUCAGAACCUUAAUUUGGGUAUAACUAAAUCUUUCACUGAGUGAACAUUUUUCCAACGCAACAAAAGUGCACAAAACAAGAGACAAAUUUGUGUUAAUUUGCCCACCAAUGAAAAAAAGACUUGUCUACAGUCUACCUUCUAUUUUAACAAAUCUUAGUGCCAAAACCCACCAAGCAAAGUAAGUUCUUCUUAUUCAAUCAAAGUACUAAUGAGGAUUCUUCGAAAACACAAAUAGUUCUUAAAACAAAAAGCUAAACUUAGCUCUCAUUAACUAGUCAGUCUUGAGGAGAGAUGUUUUAAACUGAUAAUUGUGUGAGACUGGCAAAGAAAGCUCACCAAACGAUCAAACGCUUUUUUAUCAGAACAUACCUUAUUAUAGGUAAGUUUUUAUGCUGACUACGAUGGUAUUCAUUCGCCUCCAUAGUCCCUUUCUGAAUGAGCCUACGGCAACCGGGUCCCUAAAGAACAAUCAUGAGUUGUUAACCGGACACAUUCUGUUACUGCUACUUAUUGAAUUAUAGUAAUUGUAAAAAUUAUUUCUAUACUUAAUUAACUGUUUCGUUCUUUUAUUUCUUUAGAAAGAAAACAAAUUGAUAGCUUGAAGUCAACAUUGAAAUAUAAUGCUUUGCACGAUUUAAUAUCACACAGAGAUAUUUCAUUUGAUGGGCACCAUACUGACACAUCAUUAUUGUAUGUAAUUAAAACAAAUGAUUUAAAAUUAACGAAAUAUUUAAUAGAAUUAGGCAUAAAUGUCAAUUUUCUCUAUCAAAUACAAUUACAACCUGGUUCAUCAGACUAUGUAUUACAAAUUUCUCUCUUAAAAACAGCUGUCGACGAACGUAAAUUUAAUAUAAUAAAACUAUUAUUAGACAAUAGUGCUGAUUUUAAUACGCUUGAUGUUCAAUUAUCAUACAGUUCGACUAGCAUUUAUGAUCACGAUCAUUGUGCGAAUAUAGUUCAUUUAUUCGUACAACACGGAGCAUACAUCAAUCAGCUCGAUAUACACCGAGAAAAUUCCAUUGGAUAUUUUACUAUAAUGAAAUAUCUUGCUAUGAACAUGUGGCCAUUAUUAGCUAACAGCGGUAGUAUGAAUACGCAUAGUUGUGGUCAUCGUACAUCAUUACGUUAG
This is a messenger RNA of Didymodactylos carnosus, 1703 nucleotides long. The record is from the annotation of a GenBank genome assembly. NCBI's taxonomy places the organism in Eukaryota, Metazoa, Rotifera, Eurotatoria, Philodinida, Philodinidae.